Sinocyclocheilus rhinocerous is the source of this 2071-nucleotide messenger RNA. RefSeq names its product MICOS complex subunit MIC27-like. The transcript is spliced from 9 exons. NCBI's taxonomy places the organism in Eukaryota, Metazoa, Chordata, Actinopteri, Cypriniformes, Cyprinidae. Gene Ontology annotation, cellular component: MICOS complex. The record is from RefSeq and is a predicted model, not a curated record. Bases 65 to 1351 code for a protein of 428 amino acids. Gene Ontology annotation, biological process: cristae formation.
CGCGUUCUGAGGGCUUUCAUGACUCCUGCUUUCCGUAGUAAGACCGAAGGGGGGCGGGACCGGCAUGGCGGCCAAGAUUCUGAAGUAUGCAGCCCUUCCUGCUGCUGCUGCUGUUGCAGUGGGUUUGGGCUCAUUCAGGAUUUAUUCCAUAAAUGAGAAAAUAAAUGAGGAGCUAAUAUCUCCAAGAGAGUUGUCUGUCUACUCCCCAGAUGGUCCUGCUGUGCGGUUUGUGGAGGAACAGCCUGGUGUAGUGCAGACGGGGCUGGGGGCCGUGAGGGUGGGCCUGCAGCCAUACGUCAGAGUAGUGCAGAACACCUUCACUUCAGUCAAAGUUGGAGUUAUAUCUGUUUACCAUGCAGGGCAAGACUCGUAUCACUUCCUUCGAGAUCCACCUCCUGGCUUCCUGCCUAGAGUGGGUGUCAUCAGUGUGUCCGGAUUGGGUGGCCUGAUACUGGCACGCAAGGGCUCUCGUUUAAAGAAGAUUUUCGUUCCUCUUGGUCUGGCUACCGCUGGUACUGCAGUAUGUUACCCCACACAGACUGUUGGAGUCCUGAAGAUUACUGGUAAAAAGGUGUAUACUGUCAGUUCAUCUGUUGCUUCAAUGUUUAAAUCCAAACCAAAGGAAGAUGUCACCAUGCCUGUUGUUAGCAUGGAGUCUGCUGCCGCUGUAACAAGCUCAGAUACAGAAUCACCCGCUAAAGAACUCCCGCCCGAGUCUGAGCCGGCUGCUGCUGUUCCAGAUCAGGAUGUCACACCAGUAACACAAGUUGUCCCAUCAGUGGAUUUAGCCCCAGUAGCAGAUGUGUCAGGAGAUUCUGUAGAACCUCCUCCUGUUGUUGAUGUAGCAUCUGGAAUCGCUGCCCCACUCUCUGAAUCUGAAUCUCCCCCUGCACCUGCUGUAGAAACUGCCCCUGAGCCUGUCCUAGAUGCACAAUCCACCCCUGUUCCUGAGCCGGCACCUUCUGCUGAAAUGGAUAUUACUCCAGUUGUGGAGUCUGAUCCUGAAAUUGUCCCAGAAACUGCCCCUGCUGCUUCAGAACUUAAUGUCCCUGCACCUACAGUUGUUAUAGAGGAGGCCACGCCCUCAACUACACCUACUGUAGAGGAAACCACACCCCCUGAAGAAGCCAACUUAACCACAGCAGACGAGGAACCCACUUCUGUUGCCCCGCCCCCUGCUGAAAAAGCCAUUCCUCUGACACCUCCCCCAGCUGAGGAGGCCCCGCCUUCAUCUGAACCUUCUGUAGAUGAGCCAGCCACAGUGAAGUCACGGUUUGUUCCUGACCCUUCUCUACUUGACCACGGCCAGUCUAAUCCAGAGGACGCAGACAUGUACAGCACACGGAGCUGAAUGAGUGACGGAGAAACUGCACAGAGAGAAAAAGAUGGAGCAUAUGAUGAGAUGUUUUAAUGUGCCAUGAUUCCAGCAGUGUUUGAUCGCUUUGUAAUUAGGGUAUUUAGGUUUUACCAGUGAUGUGGAGGAAGGUAAUGUCACGUUUCUUUCUUUCUGUGCUGCCUCACACUUGUGAGAACUUUCUUACCUCAGCAGGGAUAUCAAACACACACAAAGCCACAUUUCUGUGUUAACACGUUAUCUACAUUUUGUUGACGCUAUGGAGGAAAACCCAGGGUAACAGUACUUUAAUAAAAAGCCUGUGGUCCCUUAGUUUAAUCUCCAGAUUUAUUUCUGACCUCAAUUCCUGUAGCAACAGGAAUUCUGUGCUCAUUUUAUACUGUGAAAAAAUUACAUCUAAAUCUGGACCACACACAAAAAAAAACUUUUUAUAUGACAUUUGAUGUGUACAUGUAUUUUCUAAAAUACAUUUUACUGGGGUUAGGAGUAAAUAUAUCAAGCCUUAUCUGUGUUUGAAAUUGAAAAAAAAAAGACUAAAAUAAUCUCAGAAUUUCUGAUAACAGCCGUUCAAUCUUGACCCAUUUCAAAAUAAUAGUUCACUCUGCAUCUUUAAUUUCAAAAUAUUUCAAACAUGACUCAGUGGUAACUGCUUUGCAAUUGUGGGAUUGUCCAGCACCAUUUUGGACAGUAUUUCUUAAAGGGCACUAAUGUGUUUUU